AUGGGCAACACUGCUUACGAUCUGGGUGUGACGCGGUGGUUGCUUGAACGAUCUCUGAAGUAUUUGAAGAGGCCCCACCAGAACCCUCGCAUCCGGGACAAACCACAGACUGCCCAAAACCUUCAUCACCAAUGGGACGACCACAAAAUAGAUGCAUGUGACAGGAUCACGUUGGGCAUCGGUGGACAGAGCCAACAGAUUCGCCGCAACCUCCACACGGAGCCGUAG
Phytophthora nicotianae INRA-310 is the source of this 228-nucleotide messenger RNA. RefSeq lists its product as hypothetical. The coding region runs from base 1 to 228 and encodes 75 amino acids. NCBI's taxonomy places the organism in Eukaryota, Oomycota, Peronosporomycetes, Peronosporales, Peronosporaceae. The record is from RefSeq and is a predicted model, not a curated record. The transcript has 2 exons.